Molecule: messenger RNA, 936 nt
Organism: Pistacia vera
Lineage: Eukaryota; Viridiplantae; Streptophyta; Magnoliopsida; Sapindales; Anacardiaceae
Exons: 1
Coding region: 1-936 (311 amino acids)
Molecular function (GO): nucleic acid binding; zinc ion binding
Source: RefSeq, a predicted model, not a curated record
AUGGUCAAAGAGUAUUCAAUCAAGUUCAACUCCUUAGCUAAGUUUGCAUUGACACUUGUCAGUACACCACAGACCCGGUUGGAGAGAUUUGUGGGUGGACUUCAUCCUACUAUCGUCAGAGAUGUUAUGUCACAUCAUCAGCCUUCCCAAACAUAUAGUGAAGCACUCUCUAGAGCCAUUAGAGUAGAGGUGUACUUAAGGAAGGAGACCAAAUUAGCUCUUCUGCCAACAAUGGCAAGUAGUCCUCUCCAGCUUGGUCAAUCCAGUAGUGCAGAACAAGUUGUUGGCAAAGACGAUAAGGGUAAAGGCAAUAGAGGAGUCCUACCUAAAGCCAACAAGAAGGACAUGAAGAAAAAAGGCCAGCAGAAGAAAGGUGAGGUCAGUUACUGCAAGAAAUUUUGGAGAAGACAUAGGGGUGAAUGUCUAGUGGGGACCAAUGUUUGUUUCAGAUGCCGCCAGCCAGGCCAUAUUGCUAGAGAUUGCCCCAUUGGUUCUACAACUUCAGUACCUACAGUUGGAAACACGAUAGCCAGGGUAUAUAAUGUGGCCCAGAUGCAGGCAGAUGCCAGGGCUUCAGCAGUCACUGGUCAGUUAUUAUUCCAUGAUACUCUCUUGUAUGCCUUGAUUGAUUCUGGUGCUACUCAUUCAUUCAUCUCCUAUGGUAUGAUUAAGAGAUUAGGGUUAAUGCCUAUUAGAGUAGAACAAACCAUUAGGAUUGAACUGCCUGAUGGUGAGGGUGUAGUGACCAAUGAAGUCUUAAUAGGGGAGUUAGUUACUAUUAAAGGCCGAGAUAUGAUGGUAGAUUUGAUUGUCUUCAAUACGCCAGACUUUUACGUUAUUCUUGGGAUGGACUUUCUUAGUAGAUAUGGAGCAGAGAUAGACUGUCGUAGGAAAAAAGUCAAGUUCAAUCUAGACCAUGGGGAUAACCCUAGUUAG